Acipenser ruthenus (sterlet) is the source of this 7021-nucleotide messenger RNA. RefSeq names its product gap junction gamma-1 protein-like. Gene Ontology annotation, cellular component: connexin complex. The transcript has 2 exons. The coding region runs from base 847 to 2151 and encodes 434 amino acids. NCBI's taxonomy places the organism in Eukaryota, Metazoa, Chordata, Actinopteri, Acipenseriformes, Acipenseridae. Gene Ontology annotation, biological process: cell communication. The record is from RefSeq and is a predicted model, not a curated record.
AGCUGUGUGACGGGAGCGCGCUCGGUGGCGGGUUGCGCGCACGGCUCCCCUCACUUCAGCGCUGAGCAUCGCAGUGAAGUGAAGCCGCGUCCUGACCACGUUAAAGACAGAAAGGGGCUGAUAUAAAAAAAAGGGCUAUAUUAGGUCAUAUUGAUGCCACGGGGGUAUAUUUUGGGGACGGGGAGGGUGUUAUGGAGUUACUUUAAGGCGUUUCGUCGUUUAUUUUUUUUAAUUUAGGAUGGAGAGUUUGUGGACAGGCGAGGAAUCCGAGGUCUGGAACUGAGAAGAAAGAGGCAUUGCCGAAAAAAAACUGUUUAAAAGUUGAAAUUGUUUUAAAGUUGAAAUUCAUGGAGACGUAAACAAAAAAAAAACAACAAAAACUGUUUUUUGAAAGCCUGGGCAACGAAAAUGAGAGUUCCCAGAAUGCUGUGUUGUUGUUUUUUGUUUCAAACAUUUUUUUGGAGGGAUAUGAUUAAGUAAUCUGUCUGUUUUUGGAACGGAUAUUUAAAAAAAUAACUUUUUUUUUUAAUUAUAUGCGAGGCAUUUCGAAAGAGUCGGCGCAACUGGAGUGGAUUUGCUCGGGACCUUUAUUGUAAAUUGACAAUUUGAGUCUGCUGUGCUGGUUGCUGUAGAGGACUGGGGUUGGAAGAGAAACGGAAUGAGGAUAAAUACGAAAUAUACGGCUUUUUGUUUCAGGGUUUACAAAAUUUAAAGAAAACAACGGAUCUUAUAAACGAAAACGGGACCGAAGAGGCAGAUUUCUGGAGUGCAGAUUGCAAGACAGUUGCUGGAGUGUGAGUUCGUGAGGGUGUGUCUCAUUCUCCCACCCGGUAAUCUCGCACCACCAUGAGCUGGGGCUUCCUGACACGGCUGCUUGAGGAGAUCCACAACCACUCCACCUUCGUGGGGAAGCUGUGGCUGACCGUGCUCAUCGUGUUCCGCAUCGUGCUGACGGUUGUGGGCGGCGAGUCCAUCUACUACGACGAGCAGAGCAAGUUCGUGUGCAACACGGCCCAGCCGGGCUGCGAGAACGUCUGCUACGAUGCCUUCGCCCCGCUCUCCCACGUGCGCUUCUGGGUCUUCCAGAUCAUCCUGGUGGCCACCCCCUCCGUCAUGUACCUGGGCUACGCCGUGCACAAGAUCGCCCGCAGCGAGGAGGGGCGCGGCUGCGACGGGAAGCAGAAACGCAAGCUGUUCGGGUCGGGCAGGAAGCAGCACCGCGGCAUCGAGGAGACCGAAGAGGACAACGAGGAGGAGGACCCCAUGAUCUACGAGGAGCCCGAGCUGGAGAGCCGCAGCGAGGGGAACAGCGCGGGCGCCGCGGCGCCGGCCAGGACCGCGCCGGGGAAGGCAGGGCGGCACGACGGGCGCCGGCGCAUCAAAGAGGACGGGCUGAUGAAGAUCUACGUGGUGCAGCUGCUGGCACGCACCUCCCUGGAAGUGGGCUUCCUCGGGGGGCAGUACGCCCUGUAUGGCUUCGAGGUGUCCCCCGCCUAUGUGUGCGAGCGCAGCCCCUGCCCCUACAAGGUGGACUGCUUCAUCUCACGCCCCACCGAGAAGACCAUCUUCCUGCUCAUCAUGUACGCAGUCACCGUGCUCUGCCUGGUCCUCAACCUGUGGGAGAUGCUGCACCUGGGCUUGGGCACCAUUCACGAUGUCCUGCGCAGCAAACGCCAGCCCCCCGAGGAGGGGUACCAUCUCCCCCAGCCCCCCGGGGCCCCCGCCAGCGCCCCCUACUCCUACCCCUUCACCUGGAACGCCCCCUCCGCGCCUCCCGGCUACAACAUCGUGGUGAAGCCGGAGCAGAUCCCCUACACCGACCUCAGCAACGCCAAGAUGGCCUGCAAGCAGAACAAAGCCAACAUCAUGCAGGAGGAGCAGCAGCAGUACGGCAGCAACGAGGACAACCUCCCCUGCGCCGGCCCGGCCGCGGAGCAAAGAGAGAUCCGCGCUGCUCAGCACAGACUGGAGGCUGCCAUCCAGACCUACAACCAGAACCACCACAGCCCACACCACCAGCACCAGAACAUCUCCAGCACAGCCAAGGACAAGAAGCAGCAGCACAAGCCUGGCUCCAGCAGGAGGGGAGCCAGCAGCAGCAGCUGCAGCAGCAGCAAGUCCCUGGAGGGGAAGUCCUCUGUUUGGAUUUAGAGACCGUGAGCGAGCAGACUCUUUCAUUUUUUUUUUUUUUUUUUGCAGAAGGAUCUCUCCAUUUUUGGGAAAGGGAUUGGGUAAAGAAAAUUGGGGAGGGGAGAGGGGGAGGAGAAUAAAAAGGAACUCUGGUUAGCGUUGCAAUGAUGAGAAACUAGCUCCAGUAGUUAUUGGAUUCUAACAUGUGUAAAUGCUGUUUUGAAUCUCUUUGGAGUCCUGCCCAGGGAUGGCCGUGGUCUCUACCUCUCGACGGGGGCCGUGUUUCAGGGAGCAGGACAGCGGAGCUACAGGUUUGGAGACCUAGACCCUGUUUGCAUUGCAAAGACUCAACACAGAGUCACUGCACCUGGAUCUUUAUAUAGACUCAACACAGGGUCACUGCACCUGGAUCUUUAUAUAGACUCAACACAGGGUCACUGCACCUGGAUCUUUAUAUAGACUCAACACAGUGUCACUGCACCUGGAUCUUUAUAUAGACUCAACACAGGGUCACUGCACCUGGAUCUUUAUAAAGACUCAACACAGGGUCACUGCACCUGGAUCUUUAUAUAGACUCAACACAGGGUCACUGCACCUGGAUCUUUAUAAAGACUCAACACAGGGUCACUGCACCUGGAUCUUUAUAUAGACUCAACACAGUGUCACUGCACCUGGAUCUUUAUAUAGACUCAACACAGGGUCACUGCACCUGGAUCUUUAUAAAGACUCAACACAGGGUCACUGCACCUGGAUCUUUAUAUAGACUCAACACAGGGUCACUGCACCUGGAUCUUUAUAUAGACUCAACACAGGGUCACUGCACCUGGACCGUUAUAGUUGGUUUAUUUGUUAAAUCAGCCCUAUGACUUAUGAGUUAGCAAGUUUUUUGUUUUUUUUUUCUUUGAGGAUAUUGAAGGAAAAGAGAACUUUGCUGAUAUUAUUAUUGUUCUAUAUUUGUACAUACUGUAUAUGUACACGCAGUACCUUACUUUGAUCAUUUCCAUUAGUUUAAAAAAAACAAAAACAUUCUUCUUGGUAUUUUCCGGGUAUUUCCAAGGUUUUUUGGUGCAGGGGUUUGGGGAAAUAAAAGGCUCUGAAUGCUGUUUCCCACAAAGUGCCUUACCUGCAGACACAAUCAAAGAGAAUAGAUAGAAAAUGCUACUCAUCAAUGUCAACGCUGUCAUUGACCUUCUACAGGGAUGGCAAUAAAACUCCCAUUGCACAGCGGUUUGAUCCGUUCCUGCUUUUACUGUGAGUUUAAUAAGACACACCUUGUUACCUAAGCUAAUCAUCCUUGUUGAAAAUCCUGGAGUGGGUGAACCUGCUAUGCAAUAGGAGUCUUAUUCCCAUCCCAGCUGAAUAUUGAGAGGUCUGUUCACUGUGUUGAAACGUCAGCAGUAACCAGCCGGCACAUACCGGCUAUGCUGUCCUCGUUGGAAUUUACUUUUUUCGGAGGUCUCCUUGGCUGUCUUAUUGCAAGAGGGGGGGAGCUUCAAAACACCCAUUUAAGCCUUGUUAAAGAGACUUCUUAGUCAUGGAAGUCUCGUAUCUUUAACCAAACUGCUCAUACACUCAUGCACGGGUAUUCAAUAACCUUUAUUAAAAUAACUCAGCUGACCUGUGAAUUCAGGCAGCCUACUUUCUCAGGCUGAGGUCUCAUAAGGAGCAGCUAAUAGAAAGUGUAGUGUGGCUGUGAUGCAGUCCUCAGGGUAUAGAAAAUGUAUGCAGGGUGAGUCAGAACCCCUGACAAGCUUUUCAGAACAAAAACCGAGGGACAGCGGGGCUGCGUCACUGGGAUUUGAGACGUGGGAGACGCUGUACUCUCGUGUGUGUUUGGUUUUUAUUUUUCUAUGUUCGUAUUUAGUGGCAUGUUAAAUAUCACGGCACUCUGAAGAAUUAUAUAGCUUCAGUUCUUGCUUUGCAGAGACAUCUGCUGGUCCAAAGUGGUAGUGCAGUUUUAUUUGCUUCAGUUUUUGAUUGCCACUGUGGCCAGCAAGGCUCUGAAAUGUUCUGCAGCCCGGUUAUUAUUUAUAUAUAUAUAUGAGUUGUUAUUGAGCAAAUCAAUGCACUUGGCACAUAGCCGAAUUACCCUUGUUAUGUCAGUGUUAUCUGAAUAGUGAGUGUUUCCUGAAUAGAAUAAAAUCACACUGUUGCAUGACUUUCUGACCCUCCUGUCUUUCCAAAGCCAGUCUGUACAACAGAACUGCCCUGCCCUUGUCCAAUAGACCAAUAGAAAUGCUUGGAACUGUCAGUCUGAGUCCCGUUAAGCCUGGUGGUUACUGAGAUAGCACAGUGACUGCCCUGUGCAGAACUACGCUGUCCUCGGCUCAGAAGCGUGAGAACCGAGGAGCGAUGCGACGGUACACUGAGGUUCCAGGAACAUCUGUCUUGCGGGAUGCAGGGUGGCUUUGUAUGAUGUGUUUGAAAGUUGAAAGAUAUAUUUUCUUCUUUUCUGUGUUGCAGAAUUGGGUAUGCUUAUUGGUAUUAUUUUUAUGGAAUAUAUAAAAAAAAAAGAAUUUAAAAAGCUUUGUGUGGACCUUCUUACUCUUGGUUCUGGUCAGAUGAAGUUUAACCUCUUCCCUUCUUCAAAGAGGGCAGCGGUUUUCAGAUUCGAGUCGAUAGCACAAGGUAUAGCUAUGUGGCGAUCGCAUUGACCCCUGUUUACUGCUGUGAAGCUGCAGCACCCCACAAUCCACGCUAUAGAUGGGUAGGCGUGUGUGUGUGUGUGUGUGUGUGUGUAUAUAUAUAUAUGUAUAUAUAUAUACAAUCCACGCUAUACCAAAGUGCUUAAAGCUCCCAUAGUGAUUCUUGUGCAAUUUAGAGCAUAGAACAGCAAAGGAGUGUCGAGCAGUCCACCUCACGGGGAUUCAGAACCCUGCUCAAUCCCAGCUCCUCGUUGGUUCCCUCAGCUCCACAGUUGAUGCUGAUUGGUCAUGGCUCAGAGGGGGUGGGCGCUGUCUGCUUGUGCCCGCGUCCUCAGCUUUGAUGAUUUGAGAUGCCUAGAAGGAGCAAUGCAAAGCCUGCCCCUCGAGAUGCAUUACAGAUCCGAGCAGCUCCAGGCAGAUCCGAGCAGCUCCAAACAGCUCCAGACAGAUCCAAACAGCACCAGGCAGAUCCGAGCAGCUCCAAAGAGCUCCAGGCAGAUCCGAGCGACUCCAAACAGCCCUUAACAGGUUCAGUGUAGUCAUGCAGGACCUGCUUGGAUUAAAGACCUGGCCCGCAAUGCAUCGAGGAGCAGAGCUGCCAGAGUAUGAGACAGCCCUUCAGAAACAAGGGCCGCGCCAUGGCUUACGAUUGGCCAGAAAUAUAAAGGGGUGCUUGUUAGAGAGCUGGGCUUGAACUGGGUUCUGAAUCCAAGACCCUGGCAGGCUUGCGCUGGGAUGAAGGCUCUCGGCAUUCCCACACAAGCUGCUCUUUCCAAAGGGAUCCGACGCACACCUCUCCUCCCUGAGCCUGUUCUGUAAGCUUUCAGAAACCAUCUACCCUCGUGGGGGGGGGGGGGCAUGUUUUUUUAUUGCACUGCAUUAUAUUUUCUAUUUUAAUUUCAUGCACCAGGAAUAAAUCGGACCGACUCCUCCUGACUAAUAUUUAUAUUAUUAUUUUUAACCUCCUGUGUAGCUGUCUUCCACAGCAGUGACAAAUAGGAUUUAUUUUUCUAUCAAUCAAAACCGGAGCUAAUGUUUUCCAGCUCUGGUGUUUUUUUUAUUGUAUUUUUACCAAUUUUUUUUUGCCUUAUCGAAGACUUAAAACUCCUUUAGCAGAUAAUGAUCCAUAAUCAAUGUGUUUGACCAUCUACAGGUAGUGGACAAAAAAAUGGAAACCCCAAUGUAAAGUCACUUAAUAGGGCGUUGGGCCACUAUGGUAUCCCGCUCUGUGGAGUUCUCGGCGGACCGUUUUUGAUGAAACUGGCUGCUUGCGCCCCAGGUUGAAAUGUGCAGUCAAUUGAUCUGCAGUUGCUCGUCUGUUUUGCCUUGCACUUGGAAUUAAUGCACGGAUAUCACGAUCCUGGAGUAUGCGCUUCCGCCCGCUGUUGCCCUUUGCUGAUGAUGUCUCUCCCUCGGAGUUCCAUGCCGACAUCACCUUAGACACCGUUGCUCGUGAAACAUCAGCAAGUUGAGCUGUCUUGGUCACUGAAGCUCCUGCCAGAAUUCUAGGCAACCAGGCCUGUCCAGCAUUUUUAUACAUGACCCUAAGCAUGCUGGGAUGUUAUUUGCUUAAUUAACGCAUGAGCCACACCUGUUUGGAAGCCCUUGCUUUCAAUAUACUUGAUGUUCCUCAUUUACCCAGGUCUUAAUAUUUUUUUGUCCACUACCUGUACACAAUCGUGGAUGACCGAAGAUCUGCUGAAACGGUUCAUUGUAAAUUGGUUGCAUGAGUCCUUUAUGACAGUAAAAGCACAGCAAAGUGUAAUGCUAGGAGUGGAAUGGGACAGCAUAUUCAAAAGACAAAGCUAACCAUGGUAAUACGAAAUCACCUUGCUAAUGGACAGCGGGGCACCGCUACAAGCGCAUGUAUUGAAUACGCAUGCAGUUCAAGCUGUCGGGUUGGCUACUAAAAUAUACCUCGUGUUUAUUGAACUAAAUGCACAAAGCCAUGUUUUUCAAUCAAGAUGUGCUGCAGAGAUCAAUCUUAAACUUGUCCAGUAUCUAAUUCCACCUGUGCUCAAACUGCCAUUACCUUGUGGGUUUUUUUUUAAAAAAAAAUUCUGAUUAUUAUUGCAAAUGAAGCUGCAGAUGGGAAGCAUCCCAGCUCGAACACUUCCAUUUUCCAUGAGGGAAAAAUAAUAAUAAUAAAAUACUAUUUUUUUUUUUUCUUUUGUAUGAAGUUAAGAAUAAAACCUAUUGCAUGUUCAGAACUUUUUUUUGGAUAAAAUUGUAAAUAAAGAAUAUCA